CAGGCCUUCGCUGGGCGAUGAAUACAUGUUUGUUGAUAAUACGAUAGACUUUACUUAACCGAUAAUGCGAUAGACUUAUAUAAAACCAGAAUGGAAUAGGUGGACAAAUUAGUUUCACUCGCACGCUCGAACCGUUAAAGUCCGUGUGGCGGAGCAUAUUGAAGAAUUCAUAGGAAAAUAGUUGCAUUUAGAUUGGAACGAUAUAUUAUUAUUUUUAAAGCGAAAUCCAAUAAAGCGCACGCAUUUUACCAGAAAACAUCAUCGCGCAAUGACCAUGAUGGGUGUUAAUGUUCGUCAGCGUUUCGAAAGCCGGGUGCGCCAAGACAGCGUCUUCCGCAUCAGGAUCAGUGACGUCAUACGAAACAAGCGCGACGGCGAGCAGCUCUCUAUCGAGGAGAUAGAAUUCUUUGUAGAGGGAGUGGUUUCCGGUGUGAUACAGGAAGCGCAGUUAGGCGCCAUGCUUAUGGCGAUGUUCAUUCGUGGUCUGGACUUUGAUGAGACAACGAGUCUCACACGAGCUAUGACGCAUUCGGGCGAGGUUCUGCGAUGGCCCUCGGAGUGGAAGGGAAGGGUAGUGGACAAACACAGCACCGGUGGAGUCGGAGAUAAAGUCAGUCUUGUACUUGCACCGGCGUUGGCGGCAUGUGGCAUGAAGGUACCGAUGGUUUCUGGCAGAGGACUUGGCCACACUGGUGGAACGCUAGACAAACUGGAGGCCAUACCGGGCUUCACGGUGGACCAGUCCCACGAGGCCAUGCUGAGAAUUCUGACGGACGUUGGCUGCUGCAUUGUGGGUCAGACCAGCAACCUGGUGCCGGCGGACAAGAUCAUGUACGCGACCAGGGACGUCACCUCAACGACGGAGAACAUUGGGCUCAUAACAUCUUCGAUCAUUUCUAAAAAGGUAGCAGAAUCGUUAGACGUGUUGGUACUGGACGUGAAAAUUGGACGAGGGGCCUUUCUCAAAACAGAAAAAGAAGCUCGGGAGCUGGCCAUAAGAAUGGUGAAAGCAGGCAAUGGAUCCGGUGUGAAGACGGUUGCUCUCAUGACCGAUAUGGAUACGCCUAUUGGCUUGAUGAUUGGGAACUCUCUCGAGGUGGCCGAGUCCAUUCAGUGCCUUAAAGGAAACGGACCAAAAGACUUGACUGACCUUACUGUCAAGCUAGGCGGGCAAAUACUGUAUCGUGCGGAAAUCUGUGAAACCAUCGAUGAAGCAGACGAAAUGGUCAGGAAGACUCUCGAAGAUGGUAGCGCCCUCAAGAAAUUCUGUGCCAUGUGUAAAGCACAAGGCGUUGAGCCGGCCAAAGCAGACAGUUUGUGUUUGAAUGGAAAAGGUUUUGACCUUUUACCCAAGUCUAAAUACCAGACGGAGCUGAAAUCCCCCAAAUCAGGUUUUGUGGUGGACAUUGACCCCAUGAAGUGCGCCAUAGUGAGCGGAAAGCUUGGAGCUGGCAGGACCAAGGCUGGUGAAGCCAUCAACUAUGCGGUCGGCUUACAACUUAAAACAACCGUCGGGGAAAAGAUAGAGAAAGAAAGCACGUGGGCGGUGGUCCAUCACGACGAGGCAGAACUGGGAGAGUUUCUAAUCAUCCUAAAUGGUGCCAUUGUGAUUGGAGACUCUGUACCAAAUAGCAAGGCCAGUCGGGUUUUGGAAGUCAUCACGUGAACACCGUAUGCCAUGUUGUUGUGUGGUUGAAGAUUCAGGGUCCGUUUGGGAACAAAAAGCUUUAUUUUAAAAAUUGUACACUAAAUUAAGUUAAGAAUUAAAGAAUAAUAUAACAAUCCACGUAUUUCAUUUUUUAACUCUAAACUUUAUAUUACAAAUGUGCAUUUUAUCAGUUUUGUAAAAUACACUUGUAUAAAAUUCAAACUUCGGUUAAGUCUGACAUUUGUUUACGAUGCUGUGUUGAUCAACAUUGAACAUAUCUGAAAAAAAUGUUUAUUUUGUGGAUUAUCAACUUGCUUUUAGCCAUGAUGUGCGAAUUUAUAAUCUUUUUUAGUUCACUAAACAAGGUCACAUGGGGUUCAAAACUAGGUCAACAGGUCACAUUAAGGACAAAAUUUGUGAACAUUAUAGAAGUAAAAUAUUUGCCUUUACAUCAUGCCGCUUGAGACGAGUUCUAAAUUAAUGCAGGUUUGUUGAAAAAAAAACCAUGGCCGCCAGGGGUCAAAGCAGAUGUCCUGAUAGCUAAACAGUGUGAACCAUCUAGAAGUAACAUUUUAUGCCGAAGAAUCAUACUUCUUGCUCAUUACAUUUGUUUUAAUGAUAUCAGUUCAUUUCCUUUGAAAUCAUAUCUGCCAGGGUUCGUGGCAGUUUUCCAUAUGUGGUUAUAUUGAAACCUUGUAAACACCAACGGGGUUAUACAUUUUUGCCAAAUCAUAAUGAAACUUGCUCAGAUCAUUUGGUCUUAUUAUAUCUUAUGAUAUUAUGGUUUUCGACCUCACUAAUGUUGUACAUUAUAUAAAAUUUUACAAUUGCAAAUUCUAAAUCUCGUAAUGAAUUUAUACCGAAUGACUGAGUAUGAUGUGGUUUGUUCUUUAGUUGGCCUUUGUAUCCAGAAAUGUACUAACGGAUGAGCUUACUUAAAGAUCUGAAUUUAUCAAUGUCUUCAAUGUUUUUAUCGUCAUGUAAGUGUUGAACAAAAUUGUUUACGAUUCUUCAAAAACUAAAAUUUUACUGAGUUUCUUCAUUUGCCGAUAAUAAAACGGCCAUUUACUGUCUCAUUUGUCAAAUGUGUGUAUUGGAAAAAAUAAUACAUUUAAAGCUUCUUUUUUUCUUCAUGUUCUUUCAUGUGCACAUAUUGUAAAUAUUGCGUCGGUAGAAUCUUGUUCAUUUUGCUUUGAUUUAUUUAUUGUGUAGACUAUCUUGUACAUACGAUACUAUAUAAUGUUCUAAAAAUUGUGAUGAAUCAAUUGGACAUCGUUAUGAUCAUGUUUGUUGAGGCCUAAACGACACAUUUGCAUUUAAAUGAUGCCUUACUGCGGUCUCAAAUAAAUUUGCAUCAACAAGUUAGUGUAAAUAAAACAUAAAUGUUGAACAUAUACAUAUAAACAUGUAAACAGACAUUUUACUUUAUGUGUACAUAAUGAUCAUUGUUAAACGUGUAUUUUGUAUUUAGUUUUGGACGAAUAAUGUGGUGUACAAACACAUUUCUUUUUCUUGUGAUUAUAGUGUAUUAUAUUUUUGUUGUAUUUAAAAUGCGAUAUUCCUUUUACCGAAAAAAAGUCAGCUUAAUAGUAUAUGGCCAUACAUGCUUAUUUUCUCAAAUUUUUGUUUCAAUCUUAAAGAGAAAGUAUAAUAUUGGUUUAUUGAAAUAAAGAAAACAUUAUAGUAAUAUGUUUUGAUAUAAAAGUAAAACCAUCUGCGUUUUGAAAAGGAACAAGUGUUCUUGAGCGUUUAGAUGUUUUUGUAUUGACCAUAAUGUGCUCAUCUACAUCAGACGCGCAAAUUAUUUUCGCACUUUUUGUAUGUGCUACGUUGUUGUAUGUUUAAGUUUUGUUAAGUGAUAACGAUUGUGUCUAUUAGAAAGAAUAUAUCGCUUUUACGAGA
Molecule: messenger RNA, 3550 nt
Organism: Dreissena polymorpha
Lineage: Eukaryota; Metazoa; Mollusca; Bivalvia; Myida; Dreissenidae
Product: thymidine phosphorylase-like
Exons: 9
Coding region: 269-1666 (465 amino acids)
Biological process (GO): pyrimidine nucleoside metabolic process; pyrimidine nucleobase metabolic process
Cellular component (GO): cytosol
Molecular function (GO): 1,4-alpha-oligoglucan phosphorylase activity; pyrimidine-nucleoside phosphorylase activity
Source: RefSeq, a predicted model, not a curated record